GAUCAACAGUCAAUUGUUAUCUAAUUUCAUUGUAAAUUGUUCAUCGCUCUUCAAGUAUCUAUGGUUGAGAUGGUUAUCCUUUUCUGGUCAACUUUGUUUACAUAAGAUUUUCGUCUCAUUUUAUUUUGUUGGUUGAUAUCGUUUUGUCCAUUGUUUAGUCCUCGUUUGGUUUGAGUUCAUCUCUUGUUAUAAAUCGUUGUUUGACUUUUAGACUUUUACUUGAAAGUGCAAUCCAUUUGGGGUUGACCAGUUAUGGCUAAAGAUGCUGUUUGGAUAAUUGUUACCAUACCUAAGAAGGAAUAUGAAAAGAUUCUGAAUGAGAAAAAUUAUCACAAAAAAAGUCGCCAUGAAGGGAUGUUACAGAUUAAAAGUUUCCCUGACGAAGAACCAAUGGAAAAGCAAUUGGAGUCUAUUUUACAGUCACUAGGCAUUGAAAGCCCGACUUGGGUUCCUGAUAAGACUGGUAACCGUUACCAUAUUUAUUUCUCAGCUGAUCUGUAUGAAAAUGAUUAUAUAAUUAAUCGGUUAAGAGAGAUUGGUAUUGGUGUUAGAAAAGAGACUUCGUUGGGCUACUUACCUUUUGGUUUGUUUUGGUCAACCGAUGAUGAUCUUAAUGAUCCUGAUUUAAAUAACUUAACUAUAUAUGGACUUAACAAAGAAGAGAACCGUCUUAAAAAGGCUCAAAAGGAUUUCCUUAAAUCUGUUACGUCCAGACUGACAGUUGCUCAAGUUGUUGAAGGAGUCCGUUCAGGUGCUUCAUUAACUUUUGAUUUUGUGGCUUAUACAACAUUUGCCGGGUUUAUUGCUGCCGCGGGUUUACUAAACAACUCUCCUGUGGACAUUGCUGCUGCCAUGAUGAUUGAGCCAAUUAUGGCUACUGUAAUGGCUAUCUGUUUUGGCUCUAUAAUUCAUGAUCGUGGCUUAGCUAAGUUAGGUGCAAUCAAUUUAAUCAUCGUCCUUCUCAUUUGUAUCGUCAUUGGAUUUUUCUAUGGACUUGUAUUCAUGACAUGGUCUACAGCAUGGGAUCCACCACCAGAAGGUGUUUGGCCAACCCCUGAGAUGGAGGUUAGAGGUACUUGGAGGGCUUUAAUUUAUGGUUUAUUGCAAGCAAUGGGAGCUGGUGGAGCAGUUGCAAUCACAUUAUUAAACGAUGCCCAGUGUCCACUAGUAGGAGUUGCCGUGGCCUCAACUUUUCUACCUCCUCAUAUCAACACAGGUCUAUUAUGGGCUUAUGCAUGCCAUCUUCAAUGGAGAGGAAUGGCUCAAGAUUUCAUUACUUACAAUUCAACUUCAACGGGUCAAUUAGUUACAUUAAAACCAGCCUGGAGACCUCAAGAAAAAUACACCGUUCACUAUUAUGAGGAUAUGAGAUAUGAAACUAUUGCUUUAGGUGGUGUCUCGCUACUUCUCACCUAUGUCAAUGUAGUAGGAAUGAUUUUCGUUGCCUACAUCAUGUUAUGGCUCAAACAAGUUGUUCCAAUGGGCAAGAUGGAUUCGAAUAAGAGGUUCUUCAAAGAAGAUAUCGGAGUUGCCCGUUAUUAUAACCGUAAAUCAAUGGCAGUUACAACAGAUGAUGUUAUGGGCAAACGUAUUCUCGAGGAAUGGGCGAAUAUUGCUGGUCUCGAUCCUAACCAAUUACUGAGCACAAAACCCGAGGCUAGAGUAACUCAAUUGCAAACGCUCAAAGAUUUGAUCAGUGAUGUUGAAAAUGAUGAUGUUUAUCAAAGUGUAACCAAAGGAGCUAUUGGUAGACCCGAUCAAGGGCCUAAUUUACUGCGAAGAUUGACUCAGGCCACAAUCCAUGGAUCAAGAAGGUCAAGUAUAUCUCAAGGAGCUACCAAUCCAGCAUUCAAGGGGGAUUCUGAAUUAGGAUUGCCCGUAAAAAGUAAAAGGGGUUACACCAUUAACCCAAGUAGACGUAGCAGCAGAUUGGAGAGUGAAAAUAAUAAUGAAACUAUCCACAGUGAAUCUUCAUUUGGACGUGGUUUGAGGCCAGUUGAAAUGGAGCCUCAUGGAAGACGAAAAAGCAGUGUUGCUCUAAGAAGGCAACUUCAAGAAACAGACCACUCUCCAUUCUCUAUAUGGCCAGCUAAUUCACCUCGACCGAUGGGUCGUUUCGAAGUGGCAGAAGUUCGUCGAAGGAUGAGUAGUCUUCGCUUACCUACAAUCAGUGAUCCGUUGGAAGUUCACCGGGAAUCGAUUGCUGCGACACAACUUAUAAAUAUUAUUCCUUAAAGUUUCCAAGAACCGUCCAUUUUUAUCGUUAUAUCAUUACCAACUAAAUGGCCAAGUGUUGCUAAAUUAAAAUCUAUUUAUGAAAGCAUAAUUUGAUUAUGUAUUAAA
Molecule: messenger RNA, 2343 nt
Organism: Tetranychus urticae (two-spotted spider mite)
Lineage: Eukaryota; Metazoa; Arthropoda; Arachnida; Trombidiformes; Tetranychidae
Source: RefSeq, a predicted model, not a curated record